This is a messenger RNA of Pyricularia oryzae 70-15, 183 nucleotides long. RefSeq lists its product as uncharacterized. Bases 1 to 183 code for a protein of 60 amino acids. The record is from RefSeq and is a predicted model, not a curated record. The transcript has 2 exons. Lineage: Eukaryota; Fungi; Ascomycota; Sordariomycetes; Magnaporthales; Pyriculariaceae.
AUGAGCUCUGGAAAGCCUCCAGAACAGUUCUGGCAGUACAACUGCAAAAAUUACUUCGACAACCAUGCCCCUUGCUAUAAUUACAAUUAUGUCGAGAACAGAUACUGUCAAGAGUGCACGGUUUCGGGUCGCAAGAUAAACGGGACUGAGAAACGCAAACAAAAGCAAUCGCCGAGGAAAUAA